AUGGCUGGCAACCGCCACAACGACCCCGCCGACGACCCGCCCCCCUUCCCCGCCGCCCCGCCCCACGGCCACCGCGCCCGCUUCGGCUACCGCCCGCCCCCGUACGGCCCUUACAACCCCUACGCCGCCUACCCAGGCCCAUAUCCCGGAGGCAUCUACGAAGACUACUCGGACGAUGAGUAUGACGACUACGAUGGCUACGGCUACGGGGGCUAUGGCGGCUAUGGCGGCCACGGAGGCUAUGGAAGGGGCUAUGGUGGGUACGGCGACUGGGACGACGAUGAAUAUGGAUACGGUUUCGGUGGUUAUGGUGGUGGGUACGGCUUCGGUGGGGGACUGGGCUAUCCAUUCGGCAGGGACGGCUAUGGCAUGUACGACGACGUGCCGCCGCCUGCUCCGGCCGCUCCAGCGCCGGCUCCAGCUCCGGCUGCUGAUGCGCCAGCGCCUCCGCCUCCAGAUCCAAACACCAUUGGCUUGGUCAACGCGCUUGCGAAUGCGCCCCCCGGCCCGCGCCACAUCUACCGUGCGGGUGUCACGCAGCUGCACAGCAGCGGCUACGUGACGCUGCAUGUAAUCCUGAACGGCCUCAAGCCUUGGGAGGCGGGGGCGGCGGGCCAGCGGCCAGAGUUCCAGAUCGUCGAGGCCGAUGCCGAGUGGCCUGUACGACGGCUGAUGGACUCGGUGGGAAAGAAGGGCCCUGGAUGGGUGCUUACGGAGGCGGUCGAGUUGGGAGCAGGAACUUGGCGGAAGGGAACGAGCAUUAAGUGGGAGGACGAUAUCGCCAUGGAGCCGUUGGAGAAUGUGGGGUGGAGUGGACGGAGGGGCGGGAGGUUGCCGCCCGUUUGGUUGGCCGUGCAUAGGGCUUAG
Messenger RNA from Aplosporella prunicola CBS 121167, 867 nucleotides. RefSeq lists its product as uncharacterized. The transcript has a single exon. Lineage: Eukaryota; Fungi; Ascomycota; Dothideomycetes; Botryosphaeriales; Aplosporellaceae. The record is from RefSeq and is a predicted model, not a curated record. The coding region runs from base 1 to 867 and encodes 288 amino acids.